GGAGAGUGAGUGUGAAGAGUAGUGUUUGUAGUGUGUGAGAUUUCAAAAUAAAAAUGUCACAGAGUGCAAUUACAAAUUACUUUAUCAAACGCAAAAGACAUACAGCAGAUGAUGUUAAAACGCAGUCUAAAGUUCUUAUCAUUGAUAAACGAAACGAAAACUUACAAAACGAUUCAUGCAAAACGAUUCUACGAGGUGACGCUAAGGCUGAUGGAGAAAACAGUAACAGGAAAAUUAUAUUGAAAUGUUCUUCGGACAGCCAGAAUCCUGUGCAAAAAAGCACUUUGAGUGAACAAAAAAAUAAGUCAAACAUCAGACGUUGUGGAAAGAAGACGCUCCCAGAAAAGAGAGUUUCAUUUAAUUGUGAUAUCAGAGAAUCGUUUCAAAAUGCAAACAAGAAGUUUCCAAUCGUCGAGAAAAGUGAGACAAAGGAAACUUGUCUUGAAAGUAAACCAUCAGAGAAUGGAAGCUCACAGCUCAACCAGGGUAUUUCUCCAGAAGGUGGAGAAAUGGUGGUGUUGCAGCUUUCCCCAUGUGAAAAGAAAUCUAAAGCACUCCAAUCCAUGGAACCACUUGAAAGUUGUCAGGACAAGGUACAGGCUGGGAAACCACUAGACAUAACCAUUGCUCGCCAAGAACUGGGACUCAUGACUCCUAAAAGGCUGCAGGAGAACUCCUGUCUUCCAAAGGAGUUGUCACUUGCUGAAAUUAGAAACAAAUUAUCAAGAAGCACCAGGCUAGCUGAGCUGAAAGAAAAAGUUACCAAAAUUAACAGAUGUGCUACAAAACUGAAAGAACUAGAAACGAGAAGGAAAGCAUUGGAAACUCCUGGCACACCUAAAAUACAAAAGUUCAAAGCUCUUGACAUAGAGGUUCAAGUUAGCCCUCAGAGCAGUGUUAGCAGCACACCACAGAAGUUGUUGAGCCCACUCAAGAGCCCUCUGAAAUCACCUGCUCAUCAGCGAUAUGCAGCACUUGCACGAUCUGAGGUGCCAUCAUUACCUUUGCCUUACUCUUACCGUUGUCUGGCUGAGGCGUUCCGCUGUCUUGAUACAGUUGUCUCCAUGAUGCACAAUCGCAAAGAAGCUGUCACAUUCAACAAAGUUAGUCCUGCUGUGCGCGAGAUGCUUAGGAAAGAAUUCACAGAAUUUCACCUGGGUCAAAUAAAGCAUGUAUAUCCAGAAGCAUAUACUUACACUCAGCAGAAAUGCCAUGCUUUUGGGUGUGCAGUGAAGCAAGAGAAAUAUGAGCUUACACUGGUGCCAGUGUUUGUUCUAGUUGGUGUAGAUAACUCAAAAGUUGAACCAACAAUGACUCCCUCUUAUCUUCUGGAGCGAAGGAAAGUGUUCCAUAGUAAAUUACUGGAAAUAGUGAAAGAUCAGCAUGAGGCUUUUUUAAAGACUUUGGAUCCACCAUUGAUACUGGAGAAAUCAAAGUUGACACGUUGGCAUCCAGAAUUUGAUAUUGAUAAAUUGCCUGAUGUGCCAACAGAAUCACUGCCAAAACCACCAAAUGAAAUUAGUUAUCGGAAAGCUAAAGAUGUCCUUGAAUGUGCAAAGGAUAUCUUUCAGUGCAAUAAAAGAAUGGAAAAUGCCUUAAAACUUGUAAGUGAAAAACAAUCUCAAAGCAAAACUGAAGCUAGAGUGAAUGAGAGGGUUGAAGCAUUUAAGACAGAUUUAUAUAAGGGAAUUCCUAAAUCUGUGCUUGAGAAGGUUCGAGCAAAACAAGCAGCAAAGACACUUAAAGAAAUGACUAUAAAACCAGAAGAAGAGAAAGAAAUAGUAAGGUACACUAGGCUUCCUGAAAUAGCUCGUAUUUUACGUACUCUCUUUGUUGCGGAACGCAGGAGAGUUUUACCAGUGGAGCUUGUCCUGGAUAAGCUGCGAGACAGUACAAGAGAAAAUCUUUCUUCAUCUGAGCUUCAGGUGCACAUUGAGCUGCUGAUCAAAAGUGUGCCAGGUUGGGUUGAAUUUGAGCUGGUAAGGACAUCCAAGUAUUUGAGGCUGUCAAAGAAUGGUGACAUGUCUAAAGUGAUGAAACGCUUGGAAACAUUAGCAGAAACUAAAAGCUCAUUGUAAGCAAUAAGACAUUUAAUCAUAGGCCACAAUGUUACUUGUGAUGAUGUUACAUGUAUUGUGUUCAUUCACAUGUGGGAAGGGAUAAAGUAAUGAAAACGUACAUCAUAUUUGUAUAGAUAAAUGUUGUGCAGUCAUUCUGGCGGUGUUUGUCCCUCCUAGGACUGUGAACUUGUUAGUUCUGAGACUUCAAAUAAAGUCUUUUAGAACUGAUCAUGCUAAUGAACUGUGUAUUUUUACCAUACAAAUUUAUUUAUUGUUCACACACUUUCUUUUUAAAGUCAUCAUUGUUCCUGUCUUAGUAAGAUCAAGUCUCUUUUUGUGUUUGCUGUCAUUUACAUUUUUCUAUUUUGGUAACUUCGGAACCAGCUUACUUGUGAGAGGAUGGAGUCGGUAAUUUUUAUAAAAGUGCAAUUUAUUUUUCUUCUGUAUUAUAGUAAAGAUGAAAAAUUUGUAAUCAAAUGAUUUUUGAAACAUUUGUAAGAAUAUUUUAUUCCAGAGGUAGUACAAGUAAUUUAUAACUUCCUUCUAAAUCGGUUUUAGGCUUACAUCUACUUGUUAAUAAAGUGGCAUUUC
Molecule: messenger RNA, 2651 nt
Organism: Schistocerca nitens (vagrant locust)
Lineage: Eukaryota; Metazoa; Arthropoda; Insecta; Orthoptera; Acrididae
Gene: dup
Product: DNA replication factor Cdt1
Exons: 11
Coding region: 54-2078 (674 amino acids)
Biological process (GO): mitotic cell cycle; DNA replication checkpoint signaling; regulation of DNA-templated DNA replication initiation
Cellular component (GO): nucleus
Molecular function (GO): DNA polymerase binding; DNA binding
Source: RefSeq, a predicted model, not a curated record